Molecule: messenger RNA, 737 nt
Organism: Mangifera indica (mango)
Lineage: Eukaryota; Viridiplantae; Streptophyta; Magnoliopsida; Sapindales; Anacardiaceae
Product: snakin-2-like
Exons: 4
Coding region: 68-415 (115 amino acids)
Source: RefSeq, a predicted model, not a curated record
ACAAAAAAUCCCCCGCUAUAAAUAGGCAUGCAAUGCCAUGAACUUAGAAACAUAAGCAAAAACAAGCAUGAUGAAGGUAGCACGUGUGCUUCUCUGUCUGGGAGUUUUGCUAUUCAGCCUUGGAGUUGCAGAGGUUUCAUCAGAUCUCAGGAUUGAAGAAAAUGAAGAUGUAACUCACGUUGAGCAGCUUGUUGUGAGAGGUGCAAACAGAAGGCUGAUGCAAGACAUAGACUGUGGAGGAUUAUGCAAACAGAGGUGCAGCGUUCAUUCUCGGCCAAACUUGUGCAACAGGGCCUGUGGGACCUGCUGUUUGAGAUGCAAAUGUGUGCCGCCUGGUACCUCCGGAAACAGGGAGUUGUGCGGGACUUGCUACACAGAUAUGACCACUCAUGGAAAUAAAACCAAGUGCCCAUGAGGUCCACAAGCAAUGCAGCAAGCUGGCGGGGAACCCAACUGGGGGGUUCCUCUCUGUGUCAUUGUUCGGAGCUUUUUUGUUUUGGUGGACUGCUUUGUUUGGAUGCCAAGAAAAUGAAAAAGUUGGGUGUAGCUUUAGCUGGUUGAUGUGGUUUGUGUCUGCAAUCAUGUGUAUGUUAAUGUAAGUAUGGAUGGAGAAAUGUGAUGAAAUGUUGUUAUCUGUGUGAUCAUUUGAAGGUGAAUGUAUUUGAAAGAUGUGUUUAUUUGUUGUCUUGUUUCAUCUUUGGGAUAACAUAAAACAAAGUUUCAGAUUUUCAACCCAA